Molecule: messenger RNA, 651 nt
Organism: Python bivittatus (Burmese python)
Lineage: Eukaryota; Metazoa; Chordata; Lepidosauria; Squamata; Pythonidae
Product: thioredoxin
Source: RefSeq, a predicted model, not a curated record
GCACUACAUAAGAAGAUGCAGGAAGGCGGCGCUAAUAAGAGCGACGCAGCCAUUGAGGAGCCGGAGGCAGCGGAAGCAGCAGCAGCCGGAGAAGCAGCAGCGUCGGAGCCGGCAGCAGCGAUCGAGGCGGAGUCGGCAGCGAUCGAGGCGGCGGCGGACAGCGCGACGAGCGAGAAACCGGCGGCUGCCACGAUGGUGAAGAUCGUAGGGGACCUGACUGAAUUCCGAACUGAGUUGUCAUCUGCUGGGAGCAAGCUCAUAGUCGUUGACUUCUCUGCCACCUGGUGUGGACCAUGCAAAAUGAUCAAGCCCUUCUUCCAUAGCAUGGUUGAAAAAUAUCCAGAUGUAAUCUUCAUUGAAAUUGAUGUGGAUGAUGCUCAGGAUGUGGCCUCACACUGUGAUGUGAAGUGCAUGCCAACAUUCCAGUUCUAUAAAAAUAAUGAAAAGGUGCAUGAAUUUUCUGGAGCAAAUAAAGAAAAGCUGGAAGAAGCCAUUAAGAAGUAUAAGUAACCAAAGGUUCUUAAUUCAUGAAGUGCUGACUGUUAAAUUAUAGCCUUUUCUACAUAACAAACCGAUCAAGUUAGAAUAUGUAUUCAAAUACACGUUGACCCUUCAGUCUGUAAAUGAAGAUAAUAAAAAUAUAUAAAAGGU